AAUGAAAUGAUCCCAUCCCUUCCUAUUUUUCUUUUACUCUUGUUAAUCGUAAGAAGAGGAGGAGAGAGAGGAGUGCAAGGAAGUUCGACAUUUUGACAUUGACAGAUACUGAACGUGUACGUUACGUCUAGAACAGUCUAGCUAGAGCAGGAAGGUCAACGGUUUAGUAGUACUUUGAACAAACAGUAUCGGUUAUAAUCCUUUGUAACUUUAAUUGGUGGUGUUCAUCUAGUGAUAAACAAAAUGUCGUACGGUAAACAGUCUAAUUUGGGAAAUUCUUUCCGUGGCAGCAGAGAAAACGGUUACUCUAACUCGACUGGCCCCACCACUCGUAGUGGCUUCGGAGGCCAGAGAGGUGGUGGCAAUGACGGUGGAUUCAAUAAAGGGGGCAGCGGGGGAGGUUUCAGAAGUGGCGGCGACAGUGGUGGAUUUAAAAGUAGCAGGGGCGCUCCAGGAGGUGGAGGCUUUAAAAGUGGCGGUAGUUUCAGGAGUGGCGGUGCCGGAGGCGGCGGAUUUAGAAGCGGUGGCACUGGAGGUGGUGGAUUUAGAAGCGGUGGUGGUGGAGGCGGUGGCAGAUUUGGAGGCCGAGGAGGUCAACAAAGUGGCCGCCUGUACAAACCGCAGUGGGAUAACAAAACCUUACGUCCAUUCAAGAAGGACUUCUAUGUGCCUCAUCCCGCUGUCGCUAACCGUUCCCCUUAUGAAGUGGAGCAGUAUCGGAGAUCGAAAGAAAUUACAAUGGAUGGCCACGCACCUAACCCGAUACAGAAUUUUAGCGAAGCCUGCUUCCCCGACUACGUCAUGCAAGAGAUUAGAAGCCAAGGGUAUGACUCGCCCACCGCCAUCCAAGCGCAGGGCUGGCCCAUUGCUAUGAGCGGACAAGAUUUGGUCGGGAUCGCCCAGACCGGCUCGGGAAAAACUCUGGCCUACAUCCUCCCCGCCAUCGUCCACAUCAACAACCAGCCGCCGAUAAGUCGCGGCGAAGGCCCCAUCGCCUUAGUUCUGGCCCCUACACGUGAACUGGCACAACAAAUCCAGGAGGUUGCCAACAAUUUCGGAAGUUCCUCUUACGUACGCAACACCUGCGUAUUUGGCGGCGCACCUAAAGGUCCCCAGGCUCGCGAUCUGGAACGGGGCGUGGAGAUUGUCAUCGCCACUCCCGGGAGGCUUAUUGAUUUCCUGGAGAGGGGCACCACGAAUCUGGAACGUUGCACGUAUUUGGUUCUGGACGAGGCCGAUCGAAUGUUGGACAUGGGCUUCGAGCCGCAGAUCCGUAAGAUUAUCGAACAGAUCAGGCCCGACAGGCAGACGCUUAUGUGGUCGGCCACUUGGCCUAAGGAGGUCAGGAAGCUGGCAUCCGAUUUUCUAAAGGACUUUGUUCAAAUCAACAUUGGAUCUCUACAACUGUCGGCCAAUCAUAAUAUUUUGCAGAUCGUCGAUGUUUGCCAGGAACACGAGAAGGAAUUCAAAUUAAAUCAAUUGUUGAACGAGAUAGGAAACAAUGGAGAGCCCGGCGCCAAAAUAAUCAUCUUCGUCGAGACCAAAAAGAAAGUGGAAGCGAUAACAAGGGUUAUCCGCAGAUACGGAUGGUCGGCGGUUUGUAUGCACGGGGAUAAGAGUCAGCAGGAACGCGACUACGUCCUCGGAGAAUUCAGGAAUGGAAAAACUACGAUUUUAGUGGCUACGGACGUAGCCGCCAGGGGAUUAGAUGUGGACGGGAUCAAAUACGUGAUAAAUUACGACUACCCGAACUCCUCCGAAGACUACAUCCAUAGGAUAGGUCGUACCGCCCGAUCCGAGAGCACCGGCACCUCGUACGCUUUCUUCACCCCAUCCAAUUACAGGCAAGCCAGGGACCUGAUAGCCGUGCUCAAGGAAGCCAAUCAGGUGGUGAAUCCGAAGCUUGCGGACAUGGCCAGCAGGUCCGGUGGUGGCUACGGUAAUAAGGGAAAUUACAGCCGUUGGGGAAAUAGCGGUCGCGGAGGCGGCGGCGGUAGCAGAGGGGGUGGUGGUAGCAGGGGCGGCGGAUUCCGUGGAAGAGAGAAUAGCGGCCCGAGGCAGAAUUCUCGUUUCAGUGGAGGAACUGGCGCCACCGCUGGCGGGGGUAACAGACAAUCAAACGGAUACGGAAACAGGGGAUCUUAUUAAUUUGACAGUGACUUCAAACCCGAACGCGCGUGUUCAGUAUUUAUUCUUCAGGUGCAUUCCGCAUGCGUCCCAGAUGAAAUUACUCGCUAAAGAAAUAUUUCGAUUGCAAAAACACCCGUACAAAAUUGGAUCCGAUCCUUGUCUUCUCUACGGCACAAAGCCAUCCUCCUGAAUUAUCUAUAGUUUAUUUAUUAAGAAAAUAUAUAUGUUUAUAGCGUUUACUGUGAUUAGAUAGUAAUUUUUUUUUUUUUUUUUGUUAUAAUUGACGAUAAUACUAUUUUGACAUUCUCUUAAAAUUAAAAUGUAAGGUAAGUAAUGACGUAUAAUAAAAAUGUUUUGUAUA
Messenger RNA from Anoplophora glabripennis (Asian longhorned beetle), 2491 nucleotides. Its product is annotated as ATP-dependent RNA helicase dbp2. NCBI's taxonomy places the organism in Eukaryota, Metazoa, Arthropoda, Insecta, Coleoptera, Cerambycidae. Gene Ontology annotation, cellular component: ribonucleoprotein complex; nucleus; cytoplasm. The coding region runs from base 244 to 2148 and encodes 634 amino acids. The transcript is spliced from 7 exons. Gene Ontology annotation, molecular function: RNA binding; ATP binding; RNA helicase activity. The record is from RefSeq and is a predicted model, not a curated record.